AUGCUCAUAAUGUUUGCUUUUCUUCUUGAAUGCAUAGGCUACAAAGACAACACCUGCAAGAAGGUCCUGUUUUAUUUUUUAGUGUUUAUCACCUUUGGUCUCGUGUUACUGCUGUUUCAUUGGCGACCAAAGUAUGAAAUAUAUUUAAAAAAGUCUCAGUGUCCUCUGGUUGAAGCAGAUUGUGUUUUGCUCAAGGAUUCAUUCAACCAUGCCUUUGUGGAGAACAUCAAAAUCCUCUACCUGGAGAAAGGAUGUUUUUUUUUCUCUUUUUUGCUUUCUUUUUAUCUGUCUCUCACUUUUCUUUUUUGCUAUUUGCUGUCUUUUAUUUUAUUUUUUUACUAUUUUCUCUCUUUCUUUUUUUUUUUUUUUUUUUUUUACUAUUUUCUGUGUUUUUUGACUAUUUUCUCUCUGUUUUUUUUAUUAUUUUCUCUCUGUUUUUUUUAUUAUUUUCUCUCUGUUUUUUUUAUUAUUUUCUCUGUUUUUUUAUUAUUUUUUUGUUUUUUUAUUAUUUUGUUUUUUUUUUUAUUUUCUCUCUGUUUUUUUUAUUAUUUUCUCUCUGUUUUUUUUAUUAUUUUCUCUGUUUUUUUUUUUUAUUUUCUCUCUGUUUUUUUUAUUAUUUUCUCUCUGUUUUUUUUAUUAUUUUCUCUCUGUUUUUUUUAUUAUUUUCUCUCUGUUUUUUUUACUAUUUUCUCUCUCUUUUUAUUUUUUCUUUUCUAUUUUACUCUCUUUUUCUAUUUUACUUUUCUUUUUUUUCUCUUUCUAUUUUACUUUCUAUUUUCUCUCUUUCUAUUUUCUCUUUCUAUUUUACUCUCUUUUUCUAUUUUACUUUCUAUUUUACUUUCUAUUUUCUCUCUUUUUCUCUCUUUUCUUUUUACUUUCUAUUUUCUCUCUUUCUAUUUUACUUUCUAUUUUCUCUCUUUCUAUUUUACUUUCUAUUUUCUCUCUUUCUAUUUUACUUUCUAUUUUCUCUUUUACUUUCUAUUUUCUCUUUCUAUUUUCUCUCUUUCUAUUUUACUUUCUAUUUUCUCUCUUUCUAUUUUACUUUCUAUUUUCUCUCUUUCUAUUUUACUUUCUAUUUUCUCUCUUUCUAUUUUACUUUCUAUUUUCUCUCUUUCUAUUUUACUUUCUAUUUUCUCUCUUUCUAUUUUAUUUCUAUUUUCUCUUUUCUAUUUUACUUUCUAUUUUCUCUUUCUAUUUUACUUUCUAUUUUCUCUCUUUCUAUUUUACUUUCUAUUUUCUCUCUUUCUAUUUUACUUUCUAUUUUCUCUCUUUUUUUCUAUUUUCUCUUUCUAUUUUCUCUCUUUUUCUAUUUUACUUUCUAUUUUCUCUCUUUUCUAUUUUACUUUCUAUUUUCUCUCUUUCUCUUUUUCUAUUUUACUUUCUAUUUUCUCUCUUUCUAUUUUACUUUCUAUUUUCUCUCUUUCUAUUUUACUUUCUAUUUUCUCUCUUUCUAUUUUAUUUUUUUUACUAUUUUCUCUCAUUCUGUUUUAUUUUUUUUACUAUUUUCUCUCAUUCUGUUUUAUUAUUUUCUCUCUGUCUGUUUUCUUUUCUUUUACUAUUUUCUUUCUCUCUUUUUUAUCUUUAAACCUCUCUAUUUCUUCUAUCAGUUUUUCUUCUGUAGACCUGUAUCAUGGGGAGCCUAUUUAUCCAGAAAACACCCAGGAAACUGAUGAAGUUGCUUCUUUAGUGAUGCCUCAGCAACAUCAUUCUCCAAUACGAAAGGAAUGGCUGCUUAAAUAUUUUGAUCACCAGCAUGUCCGGUACAUCUGGGAUUCAAAGGUCUCGUCUUUCAAGAAAUUGGAAGAUUUGUCAACAAACAUCUACUGCCGAUCACUUUUGGAAGACUUCCAUGGAAUGAGUUGGGAUCUUCAAAAGCAGAAGCAUCACAUCUAUGGUCCUAACAGUAUUGUUGUAGAAGUCAAAUCUUAUUGGAAGUUACUUAUAUAUGAGGUGCUAAAUCCCUUUUAUAUUUUCCAAAUAGCUAGUAUUAUUUUAUGGGCGAGUGACGAAUAUUAUUAUUAUGCUGGCUGCAUCUUUGUCAUUUCCUGCAUUUCAAUAGCCAUAUCCUUGUAUGAAACUCACAAGCAAAGUGUCACAUUACAUGAUAUGGUUGCAAGUGGAAAUGAGAAGAUUACUGUCAGGCGAAGUGAAGAAACAUUUUUCUUUCUUUUCUCUCUACUAGUUUUCUCUUUCUCUCUUUGUUUUCUUAUUUGUUGCUUUUGGUUAUUUUUUUUUUUUCUUUUUUUGAAAUCUCUUCUUUUUUCUUUUCUUUUUUCUUUUUUUCUUUCUCUUUUUUUUUUCUUCUUUUUUCCUUUCUCUUUUUCUUUUCCUUUCUCUCUUUUUUUUUUUCCUCUCUCUUCUUUUUUCCUUUCUCUCUCUCUCUUUUUUUUCCUUUCUUUCUCUCUCUUCUUUUUUUUUUUUCUUUCUUUCUCUUUCUUCUUUUUUUUUCUCCUUUCUCUCUUCUUUUCCUUUCUCUCUCUCUCUCUCUCUUUUUUUUCCUUUCUCUCUCUCUCUCUUCUUUUUUCCUUUCUCUCUCUCUCUCUUCUUUUUUCUCUCUCUCUCUCUUCUUUUCUCUCUCUCUCUUCUUUUUUUCAUCUCUCUCUUCUUUUUUUGUUCCUCUCUCUCUUUUUUUUCUUUCUCUCUUUUUUCCUUCUCUCUCUUCUUUUUCCUUUCUCUCUCUCUCUCUUUUUUUCUCUCUCUUCUCUUCUUUUUCCUUUCUCUCUCUCUCUCUUUCUUUUUCCUUUCUCUCUCUCUCUCUCUUCUUUUCCUUUCUCUCUCUCUCUCUUUCUUUUUCCUUUCUCUCUCUCUCUCUCUUUUUUUUUCCUUUCUCUCUCUUUUCUUUUUUUUUCUCUCUCUCUCUUCUUUUUUCCUUUCUCUCUCUCUCUUCUUUUUCCUUUCUCUCUCUCUCUCUUCUCUCUUUUUUUUUCCUUUCUUCUCUCUCUCUCUUUUUUCCUUUCUCUCUCUCUCUCUUCUUUUCCUUUCUCUCUCUCUCUCUUCUUUUUUUCUUUCUCUCUCUCUCUCUCUUCUUUUUCCUUUCUCUCUCUCUUUUCUUUUUCUCUCUCUCUCUCUCUCUUCUUUUUCCUUUCUCUCUCUCUCUCUUCUUUUUUUUCUCUCUCUCUCUUCUUUUUUCUCUCUCUCUCUCUUUUUUCCUUUCUCUCUCUCUCUCUUUUUUCCUUUCUCUCUCUCUCUUCUUUUUUCCUUUCUCUCUCUCUCUCUCUUUUUCCUUUCUCUCUCUCUCUCUUCUUUUUUCCUUUCUCUCUCUCUCUCUUCUUUUUUCCUUUCUCUCUCUCUCUCUUCUUUUUUCCUUUCUCUCUCUCUCUCUUCUUUUUUCCUUUCUCUCUCUCUCUCUUCUUUUUUCCUUUCUCUUCUUUUUCUUUCUCUCUCUCUCUUUCUUUUUUCUUUCUCUCUCUCUCUCUCUUUUUUUCCUUUCUCUCUCUCUUCUUUUUUCCUUUCUCUCUCUCUCUUCUUUUUCCUUUCUCUCUCUCUCUCUUUUUUCCUUUCCUCUCUCUCUCUCUUUUUUUUUUUCUCUCUCUCUCUCUUUCCUUUCUCUCUCUUUUUUUUUUUCUUUCUCUCUCUCUCUCUUUUUUUUCCUUUCUCUCUCUCUCUUCUUCUUUCCUUUCUCUCUCUCUCUCUUCUUUUUCCUUUCUCUCUCUCUCCUUUCUCUCUCUCUCUUCUUUUUCCUUUCUUCUCUCUCUCUUCUUUCCUUUCUCUUCUCUCUUUCUCUCUUCUCUCUUCUUUUUUCCUUUCUCUCUCUCUCUCUUCUUUUUUCCUUUCUCUCUCUCUCUUUUUCUUUCUCUCUCUCUCUCUUUCUUUCCUUUCUCUCUCUCUCUCUUCUUUUCCUUUCUCUCUCUUCUUUUUUCCUUUCUCUCUCUCUUCUUUUUUCCUUUCUCUCUCUCUUCUUUUUUCCUUUCUCUCUCUCUCUCUUCUUUUUUCCUUUCUCUCUCUCUCUCUUCUUUUUUCCUUUCUCUCUCUCUUCUUUUUUCCUUUCUCUCUCUCUUCUUUUUUCCUUUCUCUCUCUCUUUAUUUGUUUCCACAGAGAUGUUAGUUCCUGGUGAUGUGAUUAUCAUCCCUUCAAAUGGUUGUAUAUUACAAUGUGAUGCUGUCCUAAUAGCUGGCACUUGUAUUGUUAAUGAGAGUAUGUUGACAGGUGAAAGUGUUCCAGUGACUAAGACACAGUUAAGUGGGCAUGAUGAUGAAAUUUAUUCUCCUGUUUUACAUAAAAAGUACACUCUGUUUGCUGGCACACAAGUGGUUCAGACAAGGUAUUAUGGUCAGGCAAAAGUGUUGGCUGUGGUAGUCAGAACAGGUUUUAAUACUGCCAAGGGAGGACUAGUAAGAGCCAUUCUCUUUCCUAAACCCCUGGGUUUCAAAUUUUACAAAGACUCCAUCAAAUUUAUUCUCUUACUAUGUGUAUUGGCAGCUUGUGGAAUGGUUUACAGCAUUUAUAGUUACGUGAAGAAACAUUUCCCAAUCAGCACAAUUUUCCUUCGGGCACUUGACAUCAUCACAAUUGUUGUUCCUCCUGCAUUACCAGCAGCCAUGACAGUUGGGACAGUCUAUGCUCAGAACAGACUGAAAAAAGAAGGCAUAUUCUGUAUAAGUCCUCCAAGGAUCAACUUCUGUGGAAAAUUAAAUCUCAUUUGUUUUGAUAAGACUGGAACAUUGACAGAGGAUGGUCUAGAUUUGUGGGCAGUUAUACCAAAUGACAAAAACCAUUUUCAGAAUCUAGUGUAUGACCCCACCCAAAUGCCAAAUUGUCCACUUACGAUCUGCAUGGCCACUUGUCAUUCCUUGACCAUGAUUGAGGGUCAGUUAAGUGGAGACCCUCUUGACCUUAAAAUGUUUUUGUCUCUUAACUGGGUUAUGGAAGAACCGGGUAAAGACACAACACGCUUUGAUAGCCUCAUUCCUACAAUAGUACGACCGCAGGGUGUACCACCUACUACUUCUACUGCUACCUCUGGUGUGGACAAUCUUGGGUUUUCUGCUACUACUGAAUUGCUGUGGGAGCUCGGUGAUAGUGAUUCUGUGGUCAUUCAAGAACCCGGUGAAGACACGCAUAAGUUUGACAAUUUCAUGCCCACUGUUGUAAACCCAUGCAUCAAAGCUACUUCUACAGGCCUGGACCAGACGCCCUUUGAGGUUGGCAUUGUCCGCCAGUUCACCUUCUCCUCUACACUUCAGCGAAUGAGUGUCAUUGCCCGUACUCUUGGCAAAUCCCACAUGGAUGUUUAUAGCAAAGGGGCACCAGAGAAAAUAGCCUCUUUAUGCCUUCCAGAGACCAUUCCUUCUGAUUUUGCUGAUGUUUUGCACAAAUACACAAUCCAAGGUUUCCGGGUUCUUGCUUUGGCAUGGAAAGAAUGUGACCCUAAACUAACUUGGCAUCAGGCUCAAAGAAUAAACAGAGACAAAAUGGAAUGUGAUCUCAAGUUCUUGGGACUUCUGGUCAUGAAGAAUACAUUAAAGCCUCAAUCUGCUCCAAUUAUUAAAAUGCUGCAAGCAGCAAAUAUUCGUUCUGUAAUGGUGACAGGUGACAUGAUUCUGACUGCCAUCAGUGUAGCUAGAAACUGUGGAAUGGUAAAACCCCAUGAACAAGUAAUUAUUGUCAAUGCCCACCCACCUGAAAAUGGAAAUCCAGCACAUAUUGAGUGGGACCAAUCGGAAUCUGUUUCAGACGACACAGCCACUGAUUCUGACCAGGAGAAUUGUCCUCUCCUUACGUUUAAUGAAUCCCAAGAACAGGGCUACCAUUCCAUCAGAAUUGAUUCAGAUUAUAACAAAUACCAUUUUGCUGUCUCGGGAAAAUCAUUUUCAGUUUUAAGAAACCAUUUUCCAGAAAUCAUUGACCAAAUUUGUCAGCGUGGAACCAUAUUUGCACGUAUGUCUCCUGAACAAAAAGCUCAACUUGUAGAAAAGUUCCAGGAAUUAGAAUAUGGAACUGGGUUUUGUGGUGAUGGAGCAAAUGAUUGUGAGGCCUUAAAAGCUGCUCAUGCGGGAAUCUCUCUGUCAGAAACUGAAGCCUCAGUUGCUGCACCUUUCACAUCAAGGACACAAAAUAUUGAAUGUGUUGUUACAGUUAUCAGAGAAGGCCGUGCUGCUUUGGUAACUUCUUUUGGUUGUUUUAAAUACAUGGCACUUUACAGUCUUAUCCAGUUUUGUUCAGUCCUCAUCUUAUACACUUAUGGAGUAAAUUUGGCUGACUUUCAAUAUUUGUAUGUUGAUCUGGUUAUUACAACAUCUGUGGCAGUUCUAAUGGGUUAUACAAGAGCUCAUGAUAAACUGACAGUGAAGAAGCCCCCUGGCAGCCUGGUCAAAUUUACCAAUAUAAUCUCCAUACUCAUGCAAGUUGCACUUGUAAUUAUUUUCCAAAUGGCAAGCUUCCUUUAUUUGCAAGUCCAACCUUGGUAUCAUAGAAUUGAUGUUACUUCACAGAACAAAAAUGGUGAUAAUAUUGUUCAGUGCCAUGAGACAACUCUAAUUUUCCUUGUUUCUUCUUAUCAAUACAUAACUGUUGCCUUCGCCUUUUCAAAGGGGCCUCCACAUAGAAAACGGUUUUAUACAAAUGUUCCAUUUACAAUUGUAACUAUUCUGCUGGUUGGAUUCACAUCACUGCUUUUAAUUCAUCCAUUUCCAUUGUUAAUAAAAUUCUUUCAGAUGAAAGUGUUCCCUGAUGAAUAUUUUAAAAACAUAUUGAUUGUUAUUGUUUUUAGUUAUGUUAUUUCCUGUUUAUUGGUUGAGUUUAUAAUUGUCGACUUGAAUAUCAUCUCACAUAGUGAGCUUUUAAUGUAUUUUCUUUUUUCCUUUCCUUUUUCUUUUUUCCUUUCCUUUUUCUUUUUUCUUUUUCCUUUUUUCUUCCUUUUUCUUCCUUUUUCUUUUUUCCUUUCUUUUUCUCCUUUUUUUUCUCUUUUUCGUUUUUCCUUUCUUUUUCUCCUUUUUUUCUCUUUUUCUUUUUUCUUUUUCUUUUCUUUUCUUUUCUUUUACUAUUUCUCUUUUCCACUUUUCUCUUUUUCCUUUUGUCUCUUUUUCCUUUUGUCUCUUUUUCUCUGUAUGUUUAUUAAAAAUUCACAAUUCAGCUCAAAAGUUUAA
Acanthosepion pharaonis is the source of this 7086-nucleotide messenger RNA. NCBI's taxonomy places the organism in Eukaryota, Metazoa, Mollusca, Cephalopoda, Sepiida, Sepiidae. The record is from the annotation of a GenBank genome assembly.